This is a messenger RNA of Rotaria sp. Silwood2, 1338 nucleotides long. The record is from the annotation of a GenBank genome assembly. NCBI's taxonomy places the organism in Eukaryota, Metazoa, Rotifera, Eurotatoria, Philodinida, Philodinidae.
AUGCCGACUUAUACAAUGCUUCAUGUUAAAAUGCAGCGUGAAUCCCAUAAUGUACCAUGGGGAUUUCGAAUGCAGGGUGGAAGAGAUUUUGGUUGUCCAUUACAAAUCCAAAAAGUCAAUCCAAAUAGUUUAGCUGAACGAUAUGGAAUUCUAGCUGAUGAUUAUAUUCUUCGAAUUGGUCCAGUAUCAACUGAAUAUCUUCAACAUCCAGAAGCUCAGGAACAUAUUAAACGACAAAAUAAUAUAUUGGAAUUCAUUCUACAACGAGGUGCCGCACCAACUAGUGCUGAUUAUAAUAGUCGUGUGAAUUUCCCAUCUCAUCAACCAAUGCAACCUAUACAAAAUAAUUUUUUACCACAAUCUCAAUAUCAAUCACCACCUCAUCCUCCUAGCCCACAGAUUGUUAUGCCAAUAUCAAACAAUCGAGUUAUAUUAAGUCCAGCUUACAAUACCCCAAUAGGUCUCUAUUCUGCUGAUAAUAUAACAGACACAAUAGAACGUACACUAAAAAGUAUUAAUAUAGCUACUGAUUACAAUACUGAGGAAUCGAAAGGUUUAAAUGAAUAUAAAGCAACACCAGCUAAGUCUAUGCCAAAAUCAUUUUCUCACGAUGAUUCGCAACAACAAACACAGCCGGUAGUUCAUAUACCAUCUUCAAAACCUACUGUAACAGAGAAACCAUCAUUCAAUAUAGAUGCACCGAAAGCACCUGUAUUCGGUCUUCGUAUAUUCAAGAGGGGUAAUAAAGGUAGUGCUUCAUUGAAUCAAAAUGACAAUACAAGUCAAAUUGCUGUAUGUUAUGCAUGUGGAAUUCAUAUACGAGGUCCAUUUAUUUCGGCAAUUGAUCGUUGCUAUUGUGUAGAUCAUUUUACUUGUUCAAAGUGUUUAAUAAAUUUAAUGGAUUGUGGUUUUGUUGAAGAAAAUGGAAAAUUAUAUUGUGAACAUGAUUUUGAACAAUAUUUUGCACCUCUUUGUGCUAAAUGUGAUCAAAAAAUAUUGAAAGAAUGUAUUCAUGCACUUGAAAAAACAUGGCAUCCUGAAUGUUUUAUAUGUACAGCAUGUAAAAAAGCUAUUGGCACAGGAUCAUUUCAUGUUGAAGAAGGUCAUCCUUAUUGCAUUGAAGACUAUCAACGAAUGUUUCAAGCAAAAUGUACUGGUUGCGAGUUUCCUAUUGAACCUGGUGAUAAGUACUUAGAAGCAAUAGGUGGCAUAUAUCAUGCUGAAUGUUUUAAUUGCUCUUUAUGCCAGGUGAGCUUAGAUGGUCAACCAUUCGUCGUAAAAAAUGAUCGACCUUAUUGUCGUCAACAUGGUCGUCCGACGUACGCUCGAUUUAGUUAA